CGGUGUUAGUCCUAUAGUUUAUGGUAUCGAAAAUAUAUUCAAAGAAGAUUUGGAGCUAGACCGACAACUAAAGCUCAUUAACAAACCUCCUGUCAAAACUAUUCAUACAGAACAUGGAGACAUUGUUGAUUGUAUUGAUAUUAACAAACAACCUGCCUUUGAUCAUCCUUUGCUUAAGAAUCAUAAACUUCAGGAAAAACCUAACUUUCAAAGACCAAUUGGAAAAAUAAGUGGGAAAAAAUUAUCGGAUAGAUCUAUGUUUGGAUUUGAUAAACACCAUUGUUAUAAAGGGACAGUUCCUAUUCUCAGAACAACAAAAGAAGAUCUCAUUAGAGAAAAAAAUUUAUUAAAUAAUAGUAUUUUCGUUAAAGAUAUUUCCGGUGUUCAUCUUGCAGAGAUAGCUGUCUCAUCAAAAUUUGGUCCAUACUUCAGCAUUAAUGCAAAUAAUAUUGUUUAUAAUCCAACUGUCACUAAGGGUCAAAUGUCUCUUUCUCAUAUAUGGGUUCAAAAUGGACCAAUAAAUACAAAUAAUAAAAUUAGUAUGGGAUGGCAUGUGUCUCCGGAAUUGUAUGGUGACUAUGAUACCCACGAGUAUGCAACAUGGACGUCAGAUAAUUAUCAUAGGACGGGAUGCUUCAACCUAAGAUGUCCAGGUUUUGUUCAAACUCAUAGUGGAUUGCAUCUUGGUAAACGUUUCACAAAUGUAUCAUUCUACGGUGGACCACUUUAUUCUUUUCGUAGUUCUAUCAGUCAGGAUCCAUUGACUAAAAACUGGUGGGUAGGUAUACAAGAUUUUUAUAUUGGAUAUUAUCCAGCAGAAUUGUUUUCCAAUUUGGGUUCAGCAGAUAAAGUAGGAUUGGGCGGAAGGACAUCAACUGCCCCUGGCUCUCCUAGUCCUCCAAUGGGAUCUGGACAUUUUCCUGGAAAUUUUUUUCAUUCAAGUUUCUUUGACUUGAUCUUUGUUCAGAAUGCUUCAAGAAGAAAUUAUGGACCUGAAAAGUAUCAAACAGAACACUACCUUGACAAACCUAAAUGUUAUGGUCUUAAGUAUUUUGGUAAUCUUCAUCAAAACGUAGGAUGUGCUCUUCAAUUUGGAGGACCUGGUGGUAAUUGUGGCGAUUGA
Vigna umbellata (rice bean) is the source of this 1123-nucleotide messenger RNA. Its product is annotated as protein neprosin-like. Lineage: Eukaryota; Viridiplantae; Streptophyta; Magnoliopsida; Fabales; Fabaceae. The record is from RefSeq and is a predicted model, not a curated record.